Drosophila arizonae is the source of this 350-nucleotide messenger RNA. It is a transcript of the gene AGO3, whose product is annotated as Argonaute 3. Lineage: Eukaryota; Metazoa; Arthropoda; Insecta; Diptera; Drosophilidae. The record is from RefSeq and is a predicted model, not a curated record. Gene Ontology annotation, molecular function: protein binding; RNA binding.
GUUAUAAACUCAAGAACACUAUUCAACGAAACAAAAAAUCGAUCAAUUGUUCAAAAAAUUAUUUUACAAAUAAAUUGUAAAAUUGGAGGAUCAUUGUGGACCGUAAAAAUACCCUUCAAGAAUGUAAUGAUCUGUGGAAUAGACUCUUAUCAUGAUCCGAAUCAAAAGGGUAACUCUGUGGCUGCACUUGUAGCUUCUCUAAACGCAUCCUAUACACAUUGGUAUAGCAAAGCUGUAAUUCAAUCUAAAAAGGAAGAACUUGUUAAUGGACUUACAUCAUCUUUUGAGGCUGCUCUAGAGAGCUAUAAGACCCGAAAUGGUCAGCUUCCAGACAAAGUAAUUAUUUACAG